AAAUCCCUCGGAUUUUGAUUUUUUCUGAUAAGAAGAUAACAAAAGCACAGUGAGAAACCCUCGUUUUCUCUCUCAGAUUUUCUUAGCUUUAACUUUGAAACUCUUAAAUGGCGUCAAUAUCUUGUACAAUUCAUCUCAGUCACCCUUCAACAACUAAUACUUCUCCUUCUUCCACAUCUAGAUUUUCUCAGUUAGUAUCAAAAUGUAAUUCUCAAUUUCUAGGAAAUGGAAAAAGGCUUGGAUCACUGAGAGACUGCAAAAUCGGAUCCAAAAUUUGCCCCACCAAUGGUUCAAGAACUAAAUGUUGGUUUAAAUUUGGAACUAAUGGUGUUGAUUCUGAAGGAGCUGGGAUUUACGGCAGCCAAAAGCGAGAAGACUUUGACAAAGACGACGUUGAGCAAUAUUUCAAUUACAUGGGAAUGCUUGCAGUUGAAGGGACAUAUGAUAAGAUGAAUGAUCUAUUAAAACAGAAGAUACAUCCAGUUGAUAUCUUAUUAUUGAUGGCUUCUUCAGAAGGUGACUUGCCAAAGAUUGAAGAAUUACUAAAAGCAGGUGCUAAGUUUGAUGUUAAAGACGCCGAUGGAAGAACUGCACUAGAUAGAGCUGCUAAUGAUGAAAUCAAACAAUAUAUUCUUGGUUUUUCUGUUCAGAAAGCUUGAAUUGAUAAACAUUAUUUUGAUGUGUGUGUUUAGUUAAAGAACUGAAGCUCCUCUUGCUUUGAUAGCAGUACUACUCUACUCUCGUCAUAUAUUUGUAUCUUGAAUUUUUGUGGCAACUGGGAAAAUAGUGUACAAUUUCCAUUCCUUUCUUUA
This is a messenger RNA of Papaver somniferum (opium poppy), 812 nucleotides long. Its product is annotated as protein LHCP TRANSLOCATION DEFECT-like. The transcript has 2 exons. Lineage: Eukaryota; Viridiplantae; Streptophyta; Magnoliopsida; Ranunculales; Papaveraceae. The record is from RefSeq and is a predicted model, not a curated record. Gene Ontology annotation, biological process: intracellular protein transport; granum assembly. The coding region runs from base 108 to 659 and encodes 183 amino acids. Gene Ontology annotation, cellular component: chloroplast stroma; chloroplast envelope.